Lottia gigantea (owl limpet) is the source of this 6882-nucleotide messenger RNA. RefSeq lists its product as hypothetical. The record is from RefSeq and is a predicted model, not a curated record. Lineage: Eukaryota; Metazoa; Mollusca; Gastropoda; Lottiidae. Gene Ontology annotation, molecular function: protein binding; ATP binding; cytoskeletal motor activity. The transcript has 32 exons. The annotation marks the transcript as partial. Gene Ontology annotation, cellular component: myosin complex.
GAUGAUUUAGCUUUACUGUCGAUAUUAGAUGAGAAAACUAUAGUAGAAAAUUUGAAGCAAAGAUAUAUCAAAAAUGAAUUUUAUACGUAUAUUGGUGACAUAUUAUUGUUUAUUAACCCGUUUAAAACUGUCGAUAUCUAUGGAAAAUCGGAUCACAAACAGUACACCAAUGUUUCAGUCCGCAGUAACUUAAAACCCCACAUAUUCUGGAUAGCCGAUCACACGCAUCUUCGCAUGCUUAGUUCACACAAAAGUCAAAAUAUAGUUGUCAGUGGAGAAUCGGGAUCUGGAAAAACAGAAAGUGUGAAGCAUAUGAUAAGCCAUGUCACUUAUAAGAGUGAGAGCAUUCAUCCAUUUUUGGACGUCAAAAUAAAUGAGGUUAAUCCGUUGUUAGAAGCGUUCGGAAAUGCACAGACCUUAAUGAACGAUAAUUCCAGUCGAUUUGGUAAAAAUCUUGAGCUGAAGUUUACUAGUAAAGGGAAAUUAGCCGGUGCUGUAUUAACUGAUUACUUACUGGAAAAGAGUCGUGUUGUACAACAUGGUCCUGGUGAAAGAAAUUUUCAUAUUUUUUACUAUUUGUUUGCUGGAAUGACCAAGGACGAGUUGAGGAAUUAUAGCUUAGGUCAUCCGGAAGAUUUCAGAAUAUUACGAAACGAUAACAGAAAUCGCCCUGUAUUUAAAAGCACACGAGAUUUAGAAAAUAGUCGUUUAAUGUUUCACAAACAACUAAAUGUCAUGAAAUUAGUUGGAUUUACAGACUGGGAAAUAUCUAUGGUAUUUACUGUAUUGUCAGCAGUUCUACAUGUUACCAAUAUAGUCUAUAUUAAAGAUGAGAAAACAGAAAAGGCUAGAUUUGCGGAUUUAAAGAAUUUAGAAAUUGUGGCAGUGCUUCUGCAAAUUGACAUUGUAGAUUUAAGUGACGUCCUGAUUUCCUCAGCUAACUAUACAAGGGGUGAGCGAUUGGUCAUUCACAGAACAGUCGAACAGGCCGCGGAAAGUCGUGAUGCCUUGGCUAAAGCUCUUUACAGUCGUUUAUUUGGCUGGAUUGUCAGACAAAUUAACACAAGACUUAAACCUGAUAAAGAAUUCAGGUACAUUAAAUAUUCAGGACCAAGCCUGGGAAUUCUUGAUAUGCCAGGGUUUGAAAAUCUGAAGAUCAACAGUCUUGAACAGCUGUGUAUAAAUGUUGCUAAUGAACAAAUGCAGACAUACUUUAAUGAGCACGUAUUUGUUUUGGACCGACAAGAAUAUGAACGUGAAGGAUUGUCAUGGAAAAAUAUUCAAUAUCGGAACAACAACGAUUUGCUGAAUUUGUUCAUGAUGAAACCGCUGGGUAUUUUUGCACUAAUGGACGAAGAAAUUAGAUUUCCAAGAUCAACUGAUUCAUCAUUAGUGGAGAAAAUCACCACCCAUUGCAAAAAUACGAAAUUAGUGUCAAAAUCAAAGAGUGGUGAUUUGGCAUUUUGUGUUCACCAUUAUGUCGGAACGGUUGAAUAUCAUGCAGCAGGAUUCUUGGAGAAGAACAGAGAUAAUUUAAGUAUAUGUAUAGUAGAUUGUAUGAAAUCUAGUCAAAGCCAAUUGAUCAGCGAUUUAUUCAAAGCCAAACUAUCUAGAACGGGAACUAUAUCAGGUUUUAUUGCAUUUUGUGCCACGAUACCGUUACAAAGAAUCUAUAACAAACACCGUUUGGCAAACAAACAAGUGAUUUUUUAUCACAAAAAGAGGUUUGGCCAAAAAUUGACUAAUGUUUUAUGUUCAAAUUGCAGGUAUGACAGAUCUCUGAAAAACCAAACAACAGUUGCACAAUACUUCAAGAAUUCCUUGGUGGAUCUUAUGACUCGGAUGAACUCGUCUGAUCCCAGCUUUGUAAGGUGUAUCAAGCCAAAUGAUCAGAAAGUACCAGAAAAGUUCCAGCAUGACCAGGUUGUUAACCAACUGCGUUCGAGUGGGGUAUUUGAGGUCAGCCGCAUACGACAAACAGAUUAUCCUAUUAGAAUGGCCUUUGGCAAGUUCAUUGACAGAUAUAAGAUAAUUGGAUUUCGACCAAAUAUGUAUGUGGAGCCCAAGCCUAUUAACUGUGUUGCCAUACUGAAGACAUUGGGACUUUCUGAUUUUGAAACAGGACAGACCAAGGUCUUUCUACGUUAUUCACAUUUAGACAGAUUAAAUGAGUACCUUCAAGAACUAGACAGAAAAGCUACCAUAAUUCAAGCCCGUGUUCGAGGUUACCUGUGCAGAAAGCACAAUAAAGUAAACCAUGCUCGCAAAAAGAUGGAGGAAAUAGCAUUUGAAGCCUAUAAGCAGAGAAAUAGAGAAAGCUUUAAUGAGAAAUUGAAACAGACACUACAUAAUCUAAAAGAUGACCAUGAUUUAAAUGUAAUUUUUUUCUCCGUUUCUUGUGGCUUUGGUUUGAGUAUGAGUAUGAGUCCUAUCUGCAAACUGUGGGAAGAAAACGGUCAAUUUACUUCCAAAAAUACAUCAAAUACAUCAUUAGGUAGUGUUGGAGAAGUGAUGAAUUUCCAACCAUGGGACCUGUUCAAAACAGUUUCUCGGAGAAGCGAAACUAUUUAUGAAGCAUCAACAAAUUGGUUUGAAGUAGCGGCCAAAACUCUGAAAGUAUUUGCAUACCUGUGUAUAUUUAUUUGUGUAUUAACCAGUGCCUUAGCCAGUAAAGGGAGUUUAUUAUUGAUGACCCAUGCUAUUGGGAAUGUCAAGCAGAACAGAGAUAGAUGGGUUUAUAUGGUUAUAGCAGUAAUGUGUCUUCCAUAUUUGGUAUCGUUUAUGGAAUGUCUGUUUAAAGUAAUGUUUGGAAAUUAUCCCAGACCAUCUAUAGGAAACUUAUCAUGGAUUCUCAUGAUAGAAAGUAUCCAUUCUUUAGGUUUAUGUUUAUUCAUGUUUAGAGUGUUACCAUGUUUAGAUACAGUACGAUCUUUACUUUUAAUGAAUGCAUUGUGUUCAGUGCCUGCCAUUCUAAGACUGUUUGCCACCAAAAGAUCAGAAGAUGCCAGACGUAAAAUAACUACAGUUAUAUUGGAUUUUCUGUCUGUUUGUAUGCAGUUAUCGGCCUUUGUUAUAGUCAUGGUUUCCAUGAAAUCCGAAUGUGUUAAAACUGCAGGCGAAGAUGUUGAAGACUCUGUCGAUGUUCCUAAAGUUGUUCCACCACCACCACAAAGUCUUCCACAAACCUCUGCUUGGUCAUCUACUUAUGCUCUUUCAGACAUGUCUUGGGAAAUACCACUAGCUUUAGUUUUAAUUUCUGUGAACUGGUGGGAAAACUUUGUUGAUAAAGACUUUCGAUUAGGAUGCAUUCAAAUACCAGUUAAAGAUUACAAGGAUACCCUUCAUAAAGUCCGUGUCAAAUCGUAUUUGAUUGCAAAUUUAUGGAAAGUCGGUCUUACUUUUGGAUUUGCCUUUUUAUUAGUGCCUAAUUUGAGUAUGUAUGGCCUAAAUGAGACUGUAUGUAGCCGCAUCCCCUCCGAUCCAUGGCGAAACUGGUUCACAUACAUGCCUUUACUGCUUCAAGUUUGUGCUUCUGGAUUGUGUUAUUACUUCGCAAGGUUGGCUUGUAAAUUGUGUAUGCAACGGUUCUCAUUUGCGAUACCACUAAGCUUGGCUACACCUGUUGCUGUUGCAAGUAUCAUAACUGUGUGUUAUUUAAGACCGGAGAAAACAGUUCUAAUGGAUGAUUUUCUUAUGUGGGCUUGUAGUGAAAAAGAAACACAUGAUAAAAAGUGGCUUAUAUGGCAUCUUGGAUUAGGUUUUGGAUUAUGGUGGGCUUCGCAGUUGUGGAUUACUAGGUACAUUUGGACACCAAAAGCGCCAAGAUUGGCUUUUACAGAAAGGCUGUUUAUUCUACCUUUGUACUGUGGAGCAUUGAUCGAACAGUCUCUACUGUUAAACAGGCGACGCAAUGAUAAGGAAAGAAUACUCAAAGAACUUGCUUUUAAUGACGAUGCUUCGAUGGACAGCAACUCUACUGAUGCAAUGCGAAAGCAACGGGAGCAGAUUGUACCCAAAAUUUACGUCUGUGCUACAAUGUGGCAUGAAACAGAAAACGAAAUGAUACAAAUUCUAAAAUCGUUAUUCCGACUAGACAUCGAUCAGAGUGCAAGAAGAAAUGCUCAAGAUUACUUUAGUGUUCAAGAUCCUGAUUUUUACGAAUUCGAAGCCAAUAUUUUUGUGGAUGAUGCUAUGGAAGUGAAUGAAAAAGGGGAAUGGAUGCCAAAUACCUUCGUUACUCAACUGGUUGAUUUGGUCGAUGAGGCUGCAAGUGCAAUUCACGAAAGCGAAAUCAAGCUAAUGGCUCCAGUAAAAAUUCCUACUCCUUAUGGUGGACGACUAGUUUGGACCUUACCUGGUGGUAACCUCCUUAUUGCUCAUAUAAAGGAUCGAUUGAAGAUUAGACAUAAAAAGAGAUGGUCACAGGUUAUGUACAUGUACUACCUUCUGGGUUAUCGACUACUUGGUCAACAAGAUGAUGCCAUGCAAAGCAACUCUACUCUCGAUAGAGAAGAAAAAUGGAGAAACUCUGCUACCCAUUUCGUGAAAGGAAACCUGUUUAAAUACAUACCAGAGAAAGUUCUCGUCCAGGCUGAAAACACGUUUGUCUUGGCGCUUGACGGUGAUGUUGAUUUUAAACCUCAUGCUGUUCAACUUCUGGUGGAUAGAAUGAGAAAAAGCAAGAAAGUAGGUGCGGCAUGUGGUCGAAUUCAUCCCAUAGGAUCUGGGCCUAUGAUAUGGUAUCAGAUAUUUGAAUAUGCAGUUGGUCAUUGGCUUCAGAAAGCUGCUGAACAUAUGUUGGGCUGCGUGUUGUGCAGUCCCGGGUGUUUCUCUUUAUUCAGGGGAUCAGCACUGAUGGACGAUAAUGUAAUGAGAACCUAUGCGACUAGAUCAUCUGAAGCAAGGCAUUACCUACAAUACGAUCAAGGUGAAGAUAGGUGGUUGUGUACCCUAUUAUUACAACAAGGUUAUAGAGUAGAAUAUUGUGCUGCUUCAGACGCUAUGACACAUGCUCCUGAACGAUUCAAAGAAUUUUUUAAUCAACGACGAAGAUGGAUUCCCUCUACAUUGGCUAACAUCAUGGAUCUUUUACAGAGCUACAGAACAACCGUGAAAAUAAACGACAACAUAUCCUAUUUAUACAUGGCAUAUCAAGGAUUGUUAAUGUUGUCUACUAUAUUAGGACCUGCUACUGUUUUGCUUAUGAUGGCUGGUGCCUUUAAUGCAGUAAUAAGGACAAGUCUUUGGCAGUCGUAUUUACUCGCUGUUGGACCUUCGGUAUUGUAUCUAAUUGUUUGCUUUAUAGCAAAAUCUGAAACGCAGCUGAAUGUAGCAGCUAUUUUGAGUGCUAUCUACUCUUUACUUAUGAUGGCCGUUGUUGUUGGCACAUUGGUCCAGAUUGCAGAAGAUACAAUUGUCAGUCCAAACGCCGUGUUCCUGUUGAUGUUACUAGCUAUCUUCAUUAUAGCUGCCUGUUUCCAUCCUCAAGAGUUCAUAUGUUUGCUACCAGGUGCCUUGUACUUUUUAUGCAUUCCUUCUGGCUACGUUUUGUUGAUGUUGUAUGCUAUGUGUAAUCUGCACGUAGUUUCAUGGGGUACUAGAGAGACGGCACAUUUGGCACAUCUGAAGCCACUACCGAUGGAGCAUAUGCCAAUAAAGAUACUACGACAGGUGAUGGAGAAAUUGGACAAGGUCGAAGCUGGAAUAAAAACCGUUUCAACAGGCACUUCAAGUUUUCAACAACAACGACGGAGAUCAUCAUCGCGAUCUAGACGAUCUAAACGUUCUAAUAUUAAUGAUAUAGAGGAAGAAGAGGCAGAAAAUGGCGACGCUUCUGAAACGAGUACGUCAUCUGAUGAAGAAGAACACAUGUUUGAAGAAGAACGUGAUGAAUUGAUCAAUCCGAAAUGGGUAGAAGAUGUCGGUUUACGAGGUGGUGAAGUUCAGUAUCUUCCAGUCCGUGAGAUCGAAUUCUGGCAGAGAUGUAUUGCUAAAUAUCUUCAUCCUAUAGUCAAAGAUAAAAAUCACGAAGCUAAAGUCUCCGUGGACCUUAAAUCAAUGAGAAAUAACGUAGCAUUUGCAUUUUUCAUGAUGAACGCCUUCUGGAUGAUAAUCAUUUUCAUGUUGCAAAGUGUUAAAGAUAAAGUCAGCAUCCCCAUUCCAAGACCUAACAACAAAGACCUACCAAUUGAACCACUUGGUCUGGUGUUCUUGAUCGUGUUUGCCUUCAUUCUUCUACUGCAAUUUGCCGCUAUGUUAAGACAUCGUUACGGAACACUCUUACACAUACUUGCUUCUACUGAUCUACGAUGCUGCCGGAAACGAUAUGAUCCAAAGAAACAUAUUCGCAGGGCUGUCGAAUAUGCUAGAGAGCUGCAAAGGCUACAUGGUUUUGAUGAAGAUCUAACGGAUCAAGAUUACGAUUAUCUAAGUUCAUGCGAAGGAAGACCAAAUAUGCCUAAUAAUUUUUACUCCACACCAAAUGGCUAUCAAAAUCAAGGAAGGUCUUUCGAUGACAGUGAUAUUCCUAAUGCAUCUGCGACAGAAAAUCCAUAUCCAAUUAUGUUAGACAACGAAGCUUUUAAUGACAGUAAUUUGGAUGAUAAUGGCCAUCCGGGAGGCGCCGUACGAAAACGUAGAAAUGGAAAACGCAGUCGGACUAUGGUUGACAAAAAUAACACUCUUCGUAGAGCAUUUGUGAAAAGAUAUACUAAAUUGCUAAGACAACAUGGUGAACCGGGAUCAGAAUCAAAUUUAAAUACGUUUUUAAAUAGCAACGGAGGUGCUCAAAAUGGAUCUGUCAGAGUUACACACAGAAACUCUGUACCAAAACGGGAAACUGCAGAAGACUUAGUAGCCAGAUUUAAUAAAUUAAAUAGGUGA